Molecule: messenger RNA, 720 nt
Organism: Oikopleura dioica
Lineage: Eukaryota; Metazoa; Chordata; Appendicularia; Copelata; Oikopleuridae
Source: the annotation of a GenBank genome assembly
AUGUCCGUUUUGUCAACAAAUGAAUUGUCGAGGCAGCAGAGCUCGCCUAUUCCGGAUUCAGCUGAAGAGAUGGUCGAGGAAGGGAAGAAGAUAAUGGCGAUUUUCAACCAGUGUGCAAAGACGAUAAAAAUCUACAAUGCACGACUGAAUAAAAUACAUGAACGCCGUGUUCAAAUUGCCAAAGUGAUCAAUGCUCUUGGAAUAAACAACUUGGACACGCGCCCAGUCGAACGUCACAUGGAAAUAAACGUGAAGAAGGGGAAAGAAUCAGUCGCUUCAGAGCCGCUCUUUUUGCAAGAAAACGCAAUCAAAGCAAUUUUCCAGCGAGACAAUGCCACAAAACAAGCAUCAGUUGCAUUUAAACUUCGCCUUACGCCAAGGAUUAAAAACGUUACCAUUCAAUGGCAAAUCUUCCAUCCUCUGAUUCGCGAAGAACCACCGAUAAACGAAGCUGUCUUCGAAUUCAGCCGAAAGUCACCUGAUCAAGCUUUUGUGACACCGAUUUUGACGGACAGAAUGGAUUUCGAUCGACUCGUCGACAUGGAUAACUUUCAUAUUGAUAUCCACCUAACAGUUAGGGGUGUUAAAGCAUUCAAAGAUGACGACGAGGGCGAAAUUGUAUCAGCGAUGAUGGAGGGCCUGAACUUCAUGACGAAAAAUGAUCCAGCAGUGGAGGAACAAAUGAGAGCCAUAAACGAAGCGACCAAAUUUUUGCAUUGA